AGACAUACAAAAAGUGCACACGGUGAUUAAAUAAGCUAUAACACUUUUUUUGAUUGUUAGCGGUAAUAAUUUAAAGACAACGCCCUGCUGUAACUGUAGCUAAACGGCUAACUAACUGUGGCUGUCAGUUAAUGUUAUUGUCCCGGCAACAGUCAGUAUCCCUCAACUUCAGACCUCAGAGACACCCUCCCUCUAAUCAUAUUGGUCAAAGACAGACACAGGAACCUCCCCCUGAACUGGAGCCAAAAUCAUGCACAUGAACACAACAGACUCUGAACUCCAAAGUACCACUUCCAUCUCUCGGACACCUGCCCAUAGAUUCACUCUCCUUUGGCAAUGUGGUGCAGUCGUAUGGCACUGCGUCGGCUCCAGCAGGUCGCUGUUAAUUCUUUGAAUAUCACUGGGGGACUAACAAGCAUCAUGCAGAGGAAGAUGUCAACCCUGCCACGGGUAUAUGUCACCCGACAGAUCCCCCCUGAGGGCCUGAAGAUCCUCCGUGAAUCUGGACAGGUGCAGUUUGAGCUGUGGGACUCAGAUGACAUCCCUGUGCCCAGGAAGGAGCUGCUUCAGAAGGUCAAAGGUGUUGAUGGCCUGGUCUGUGUGCUGACAGAGAAGAUUGAUGCUGAAUUGUUGGACGCUGCAGGUCCAAACCUGAAGGUCCUCAGCACCAUGUCUGUGGGUUUUGACCAUCUCACUUUGGAGGAGCUGAAGAAAAGAGGGAUCCGUGUGGGUUAUACCCCUGACGUUCUGACAGAUGCUGUGGCUGAGCUGACUGUGGCUCUGCUGCUCACAACCUCCAGGAGGCUCAUAGAGGCCACACAUGAAGCCAAGACUGGUGGCUGGGGCACAUGGAGAACUCUGUGGCUGUGUGGACAUGAGCUGGCUAACAGCACAGUGGGUAUCCUGGGCCUGGGGAGGAUCGGUGUGGCUAUCGCUGAGCGUCUGGCACCUUUUAAAGUAAAAAAGUUCAUCUACACAGACACAGCCCCCAGGCCUGAUCUGGCCAGCACCAUCAAUGCAGAGUAUGUCUCAAUGGAUGAGCUGGCAAAGCAGUCAGAUUUCCUGGCUGUGUGCUGUGCUUUAACACCAGAGACAAAGGAGAUCUGCAACAAGGACCUCUUCCACAAGAUGAAAAAGACCUCCAUCUUCAUCAACACAAGCAGAGGUGGGGUGGUAAACCAGGAAGACUUGUAUGAGGCUCUAUCCACUGGACAGAUUGCAGGCGCCGGACUAGAUGUCACUGUCCCCGAGCCCCUGCCCACCAGCCAUCCACUGUUUACCCUCAAAAACUGUGUGAUUCUACCCCAUAUUGCUAGUGCCUCCUAUACUACCCGUAAUGCUAUGUCUGCCCUGGCAGCAAACAACCUCCUGCUUGGCCUGCAGGGUAAACCAAUGAUCAAAGAGCUCAAGCUGUGAGAGAAAACUGGCUGAAUACUGGACCAUCAGUUGAACUCACACACCAAAUUGCUUUUCUUUGGGGAUUGAGAUAAAACUUUUCUUUUUUAAUGGUAUGUUUCCUUAUUUCCUUUAUUUCUGACUCUUCAGUCAACUCAAC
Thunnus maccoyii (southern bluefin tuna) is the source of this 1555-nucleotide messenger RNA. RefSeq names its product glyoxylate reductase/hydroxypyruvate reductase b (gene grhprb). Gene Ontology annotation, molecular function: NAD binding; hydroxypyruvate reductase [NAD(P)H] activity; glyoxylate reductase (NADPH) activity. The transcript is spliced from 10 exons. Gene Ontology annotation, cellular component: cytosol. Lineage: Eukaryota; Metazoa; Chordata; Actinopteri; Scombriformes; Scombridae. The coding region runs from base 337 to 1416 and encodes 359 amino acids. The record is from RefSeq and is a predicted model, not a curated record.